Molecule: messenger RNA, 1671 nt
Organism: Spinacia oleracea (spinach)
Lineage: Eukaryota; Viridiplantae; Streptophyta; Magnoliopsida; Caryophyllales; Amaranthaceae
Product: anthocyanidin 3-O-glucoside 2'''-O-xylosyltransferase-like
Exons: 1
Coding region: 52-1425 (457 amino acids)
Molecular function (GO): UDP-glucosyltransferase activity
Source: RefSeq, a predicted model, not a curated record
AUAGAGAGCAAGGAGUAUUAAAAAUGUAGAGUGAGUCAGAAUUAAGAAACCAUGGGUAAAACAGUAGCAGCUUCAGAGCAGUUACACAUAGUAAUGAUCCCAUGGUUUGCUUAUGGACACAUUCUUCCCUAUUUUGAGCUUUCAAACAAACUUGCUGAAAAAGGCCAUAAAAUCACCUUGGUAGUUCCAAACAAAGUCAAACUUGAUUUAGAACCAAAGAUCCGUCAUCCUUCCUUAAUCAGCUUACAUGCAUUCACUGUCCCACACAUUGAACCCUUACCUCCGGGGACUGAGACAUGUUCAGACGUCCCCAUUGAACUUCAGCACCACCUUGCUGUUGCCAUGGACAGGGCCCGGCCUGAGGUGGAGUCCAUCAUAUCAGCCAUUGACGAUCCGAAGCCGGAUCUGUUGUUCUACGAUAACGCUUACUGGGUGCCUGAGAUAGCCACAAAGCUGGGGAUGAAGUCUGUGUUUUACCAGAUUGCAUGUGCUUUAAGUAUCACCCGCAUUAAGCAAACCCCGAGUGCGAGUGCGAGUGCGAGUGCGAGUGCCAAGCUCUUCACUUUACCCAAGUGGGUGCUGACGCCUAAGGUGUUAGGCGACGCAAGAGCCAAUUAUGGAGAAGGGAUCACCUAUUACCAGAGAGUGAAGAAGGCUCUAAGUUCCUGUGAUGCUAUCGCCUUACGCACAUGCCGGGAGAUUGAAGGGGAAUCCUCUGAUAUCCUGGCUGCACAAUAUAACAAGCCAGUCUUCUUAACAGGUCCGGUCCUACCCGAGGUUGAAUUCCUCCCCCCUUUGGACAAUUCCUGGGCUGAGUGGCUAGCCAAGUUUGGGCCUAAGUCCGUGGUUUUAUGUUGCUUCGGAAGCCAGUACGUCCCUGACAAGGCUCAACUACAGGAGAUGGCCCUUGCCCUUGAGGAUACUGGUCUUCCCUUCUUGAUGUCCGUUAAGCCACCCACAGAGUGCGCCACCAUAGAGGAGGCGUUGCCAGAAGGGUUCUCAGAGAGAGUCAAGGAACGCGGGGUGGUUCAUGGUGGAUGGGUGCAACAGCUACAAAUACUAGCUCACCCAUCAGUGGGUUGCUUUAUUUGUCAUUGUGGGUACGGGUCAAUGUGGGAGGGGUUGUUGAGUGAUAACCAGCUAGUCUUAUUACCACAGCUUCCUGACCAGUUAAUGAUGGCUCAAAUGUUGGCAGAAAAGCUCAAGGUGGGUGUGAUGGUGGACAGAGAAGAAGAUGAUGGGUGGGUUUCCAGGAAGAACUUGUGCCAAGCAGUCAAGUCUGUCAUGGAUCCUCAUUCCGAGUUUGCAGCUUUACUCAAGAACAACCAUGCUAACUUCAGAGACAAGUUGCUAACCAACGGUUUUAUGGCUAAUUACCUUGAAGUUUUUGACCAGGAUUUGAAACGCUUUCUUACUGCAAAUUAAAAGCUAGGUUCAUGAUAUCAUAGAUUCGGUCAAGUGAUUUCGAGGAGAGUUUCAUUCUCAGGUAGGCUAAUCCACUACGGGUUAGCUUCGUUUGGUCUAUGUAACCUAAAUCGUUUGGUCUUCGUUUGGGACUAAGGCUUUGUUGUUGUUGUUGUUGUUGUAUUUAUAUUUAUGUAGAUUACGUACUCUCUACUUGUUUUGAUGGUUUAUUUGUUAUGGAAUGAUUUCUAUGCCGUUUAUAGUGUA